Molecule: messenger RNA, 638 nt
Organism: Emiliania huxleyi CCMP1516
Lineage: Eukaryota; Haptophyta; Isochrysidales; Noelaerhabdaceae
Exons: 3
Coding region: 240-485 (81 amino acids)
Source: RefSeq, a predicted model, not a curated record
CUCUCUCUCUCUCUGGUCUGACGAUAAACGCGGACUCAGACGGCAGAUAAAGCCGUAUGCCUCACAGUGUGUUCUCAUCUUGGAGUUCCGCCACGCCUCGCUGAAGCCCCGCGCCUCCACGGCCGCGUCUCCUGCCAGAACAUUUGCACCGGGCGGCGAGACGCCCUAGCUGGAUCGUCGAUCCAACGCCCCCCCAAACCCACCCCAACCCGCCACCCACCCACGGGCCGGCGUCCUAGAUGCGGCGUCCGCCGCCAGCGUUGGAGAGGAGCAGCACGCCCUUCUUGCCCUUGCCCCCCUUGCUCGGCCGGCCGCUCGGCGGCACCGCCGAGGACGCGGCGGCCCACGACGCGGCGAGCUCCGGUGGCACCUCCUCCUCGCCGUCGUCGCCGCCGCCGCCGCCGGCAGCGGAGGCGGAGGCGGAGGAGGACGAGACAGUCAAAGCUAAAGCUGCCGCGGAGGCCGCCCGCGGCUGCGAGUGGUGAAGGAGCGAGGCGCCGCCAAUGCGCACGGCCGACGCCGGCGGGAGCAGAGGCGCGGCGAGCGGCGGCGGCGAGGCCGCUGGCGCGGAGGUUGGGCGACCUGGCCGCCCACGCGCCCUGCGGCAGCGGCGACGGCGCGGCGCCGGGCAAACCUCC